GUUACUUUUUUUGCGCCGUACUUCCCUUCGUCCCUUUUUAAUUCGUGUGCCUUGAAAAGACCGGGACAUUGUGAGCGGGAGGCAAUUAUCAGCACGGAUCACUGUGCAACAUGUGCUGUUCAGACAACCAAAAAGUAUCCCCGUAGUUCACGCAGAGACACUUGUGGCAGCUUGUUGCCAAUUAUUUGUAACCAGUUGAUUGUCGCCGCUGCCGGGAGACCGCGCCGAUGGAAUGCGAGCCCGGCUCCGAAUCUGCCGCUGACAGGGGCUGCCAUGGCAACGGCAGGGCGUGCGGGCUGAUCCCGGACACUGGCCUGGCCAAAGACCGGUGGAAACUGCUGCAACGGGUGUUAAAACAGAAGAGCAUAGAUAAAGGAAACCUGCAACAGGUUUCUAUCAGAAGAUCUUUGACUUUCGACAUAUUUUGCGCUGAUGCGGUGAAGAAAUUGGAGGCAGAUUCUGAUAAUGAAAUGUGGGUGGAGUACACAUGCAUUCCCUAUCCACAGUAUAGGGUGUAUUUAAGACACAGUGUUGGUCCUCUGAAUGUUGAAGAUGUUCUCACCAGUUUUGACAACACCGGAAAUGUCUGCAUCUGGCCUUCAGAAGAGGUGUUGGCUUAUUACUGCAUUAAACACAGUGAUAUAUUUAGAGGCCUUGCAGUUUGUGAACUGGGAGGUGGAAUGACAUGCUUGGCUGGUCUCAUGGUUGCUAUUUCUGCAGAUGUCAAAGAAGUUCUAUUAACUGAUGGGAAUGAAAAAGCAAUCAAAAAUGUUGCUGAAAUAAUUGAAAGAAACAAAAAACAUGGACUAUUCAGGGCUGGUUCUGUUUCAAGCUGCAUAAUGCGAUGGGAUAAUGAGGUGGAUGUGUCUCUUCUAGAAGGACAUUUUGAUGUCAUUAUCUGCGCUGAUUGCUUGUUUCUGGACCAGUAUAGAGCCAGCCUCGUUGAUGCAAUAAAGAGAUUACUCAAACCCAAUGGAAAAGUGCUUGUAUUUGCCCCUCAGAGAGGCAGUACUCUAAACCAGUUCUGCAGUCUUGCAGAGAAAGCCUGUUUAACUGCCCAGAGGCUUGUGAAUUACGACGACCAUGUUUGGAACUUUCACCUCAAGAUGAAGAAUGAGAAAACGGAGAGGUACGAUGAGAACCUCCACUAUCCUGUGCUCAUUACUCUAACUAAGCAGGGAACCGCGAUCUAUCCUCACUCAAGCUGACCGUGAACGGACUGAUGUUUUCUUCGGUAUUUCUAGAGGUCACUCAUCAAUACAAAAGCACAAGUUCCUAUUGUUUUCUCCUAUUAAGGAUUAUGAAAGAAUAGAUUUUUUUGUUGAAGAGUUGGAGAAAUUCCACCAAUGUAAGCUCACCCUACAAAAUCAGUAGAAUUUGUAAUGUUCCACAUUUCCCCAAUUAAAGCAGUUUGCCUCAAUGAAGGUGCUUGUAUACAUGGAAUUGUUUUUCUCUCUGAUUGCUUUGCUGUUUAAAAUGCAAAGUCCUUUAUUUUUAAGAUUUCUUUUCCUACUGCUGGUUUUCUUAUCUAAAGAACAUUAUACGCAUUUAUUUUUCAAUAAAGUUUUUUAAAAAAUCUCAAUUACUAAUAAGGAAUCUGAAAAUACCUAUUUUUUCACUCUUUUGGCAUAACUCUGUUUGAAGCAAAAAUGUUUAAAGCCUGGGUAGUUUACAGGUCAGUUUACUUUACCAAUCAGCGUAAACUUGACAACUUAACAUUUUGUGAAACAAGACUUGUCCAACCCUCUGCACCUCCCUUCCAAUUAUGCACGAUUAGUCUCAGUGUGUUGUGUGAAGAUGAAGGAGUGUGCUGAGUGAUGAUUAUCUGUUGAGGUGCAAGGAAUCCAGGAGUUUCUUACCUUAUUUAGAGAAUGAACCUUUAGCAAUAUUUGGUUCAAUCACCUCACUGUGGUAAUGUUUUUAAACCUAUGCUUAGGGAUUAUUAUUGUUAAGCCUCUAUUUGAUGAAAUUCCCAAAGUGAUACUGAAAUAUUUCCAUAUAUAAAUCUCAGGAAAAUCUCUGUGCUGCACACAUUCACUUCGAAAGUGGCAUCAAAUGUCUUAA
This is a messenger RNA of Pristis pectinata (smalltooth sawfish), 2064 nucleotides long. It is a transcript of the gene camkmt, whose product is annotated as calmodulin-lysine N-methyltransferase. The record is from RefSeq and is a predicted model, not a curated record. The transcript is spliced from 11 exons. Gene Ontology annotation, cellular component: cytoplasm. Bases 228 to 1208 code for a protein of 326 amino acids. Gene Ontology annotation, molecular function: calmodulin-lysine N-methyltransferase activity. Lineage: Eukaryota; Metazoa; Chordata; Chondrichthyes; Rhinopristiformes; Pristidae.